Fragaria vesca subsp. vesca is the source of this 1033-nucleotide messenger RNA. RefSeq lists its product as uncharacterized. Lineage: Eukaryota; Viridiplantae; Streptophyta; Magnoliopsida; Rosales; Rosaceae. The transcript is spliced from 5 exons. The coding region runs from base 3 to 887 and encodes 294 amino acids. The record is from RefSeq and is a predicted model, not a curated record. Gene Ontology annotation, biological process: translation. Gene Ontology annotation, cellular component: ribosome; cytosolic small ribosomal subunit. Gene Ontology annotation, molecular function: small ribosomal subunit rRNA binding; structural constituent of ribosome.
CAAUGGGGGCUUUCUUACACUCCUCUGUAGCUCUCUUCACUCCACCGGCUCUGAAACUGGUCACCAGAAAUGGGUCUUCUCGGAAUCACAGUUCUUGCUCCGAAUUCUCAACUGGGUGCCCUUCUUUUUCUUGUUCUUGCAGACCAUUUAGAGCUCAGAAGCUACCAAUUGGGCCCAGAAGGUCAGUGAUUGUUGGGGCUAAGAAGAAGAACAACAAGGAGAGGAAGAAGGAAGAUAAGCAUAGCUUUGUGUCUAAGCCUGAUGAGGCUACUGGGCAUUUUCCUGAAGCUGUUCUGCUUAGACAGAAGAAAGUUCAGGAAGAUGGUGCAGUUCUCCCUGAGUUUGCCGAUGAAGACGAAGAAAAGAUCUAUGAAUUUCUGAAGCUUCAGCUGCAAGACGAUCUGGAUGAGGAACGACUGCGCCACUAUGAGGUGGUGUAUCUAAUUCAUGAGAAGCAUGCAGAAGAGGUGGGGAGUGUAAAGGAGAAAAUUGAAGCUUUUCUAGGGGAGAAGAGAGCCAGGAUAUGGAGACUGAGUGAUUGGGGAAUGCGAAGACUAGCAUACAAAAUACAAAAAGCCAAGAAUGCCUACUACGUUCUGAUGAACUUUGAGAUUGAUGCCAAAUGGAUAAAUGAUUUCAAGAGUCUGUUGGACAAGGAUGAAAGAGUCAUUCGGCAUCUGGUGAUGAAGAGGGAUGAGGCUAUCACAGAGGAUUGUCCUCCUCCUUCUGAGUUUCAGUCCAUGAAUGCCGGUACAGAUUCUGAAGAGGAAGAUGAGGAUGAUAUUGAAUAUGAUGAUGAAGAUUACGAUGAUGAAGAUGGGAUUAUCAUUGUUGAUGCUGAUAAUGAUGAUGUAGAAAAUAGUAAACUAGUAGAGCAACUAGUGUAGGAAUAUUAGUGAGAUGUGAAAACUAAUGACAGAGAAGUAAGUGAGAAACUAGAGAAUUUUGAGUAUUGGUUUUUGUAUAAAUAUGUUAAAUCCCAUAGAUGUUUUUCCCAGUAAUAUAUGCCAUUCCUAGUACCCCUGUUUGGGUU